This is a messenger RNA of Astyanax mexicanus (Mexican tetra), 1757 nucleotides long. It is a transcript of the gene hexd, whose product is annotated as hexosaminidase (glycosyl hydrolase family 20, catalytic domain) containing. Gene Ontology annotation, biological process: carbohydrate metabolic process. The coding region runs from base 144 to 1613 and encodes 489 amino acids. The record is from RefSeq and is a predicted model, not a curated record. The transcript is spliced from 13 exons. Gene Ontology annotation, molecular function: hexosaminidase activity. Lineage: Eukaryota; Metazoa; Chordata; Actinopteri; Characiformes; Acestrorhamphidae.
CUAGUCAACGACGCCACUUGCUGGCUGCGUAUUGGAGCGCAACCCCAGCCCUGCCAGAGUUUCGCUUUGGACGUCAGCUGUCACACAGGUACUAAAAGAAACAUUUAAGUCUCUGUGCUUCAGACUACACUCCAGGAUCUGCUAUGGACCAACGCACACUAGCAAGAGGCAAAAGACUGGUCCAUUUGGAUUUAAAGGGAGCCCCUCCCAGAAUUAACUACCUGUAUGAGCUAAUCCAUCUUUUUGCUGAUCUUGGUGCAAAUGGCAUACUUGUUGAAUAUGAGGAUAUGUUUCCUUAUGAGAAAGAGCUGAAGGUUCUGCAGUCCAAAGUUCAUCCACCCUACAGUCGUGAAGAGAUCAUUUCCUUCCAAGAUAUUGCCUAUUCCAGAGGGUUGGAGAUCAUUCCCUUGGUGCAGACGUUUGGACACCUUGAAUUUGUCCUGAAACACAGCACCUUUGGAAAGCUGCGAGAGGUCCAUAACUGCCUGGGGACCCUGAAUCCACACAGCAAGCAAGCAAUAGCUCUUGUCCUAGAUAUGCUGCACCAAGUUAUGGAGGUCCACCCUAAAAGCACUGUGCUGCAUAUUGGAGCAGAUGAGGUGUACAUGCUGGGUCAAGGAGAGCAGUCUAAGGAGUGGUUAAGCAUUCCAGGUCACAGUAUUGACAAGCUCUUCCUCAGUCACAUCACUACAGUGGUAGAAGGGAUUCGGAGGAGUUACCCCAGCCUUAGUGUGAUAAUGUGGGAUGACAUGCUCCGGAGCAUGACUUCUGAUACCAUCAAAGAUAGUGGUCUUGUUGGACUGGUGCAGCCUAUGCUUUGGGACUACAGCCCUGUUCUGGAUGUGAACAACAGUAUUAUGCUGAUGGAGAAGUACAGGUCUGCUGGUUUGAUUCAGCAAUGGGUUGCCAGCUCUUUUAAAGGCUCAACCGUUGUACACACCUGUGUGACCAACACCCAGAGGCAUGUGGACAACCAUCUGCAGUGGUUAAAAGUGGCAUCUGGCCUUUCUUCUGAUAUUGAAUUACAGGGAAUUGCGCUCACUGGGUGGCAAAGAUAUGACCAUCUAUCAGUGUUGUGUGAACUGAUGCCUCUCGGCUUGCAUUCUCUUGCCUCAUGUCUACAGACUCUUCUGCAUGGAAGCUUUACUGAAGAGGCUCAAAAUAAGGUGAUGGAGGCUCUAGGCACCGGCACAACUGACGUAGGAGACAUUGUAAGGCUGUCUCAGGGAAACUCCCGCUCAUACACUGGGAUGAAACUAGCUGAAGUCGUUGUACAGCUAACAGCAAUGCUGGAGUCUCAAGAUGUCAGAUACUUUGAGAGUAGUAUGUAUGUAAGAGGCUGGUUUUCCCCCUACCACAGACAGAGAAAGAUCAUCAACCCACUUUUUGCAGAACAAAUUCAGAACCAGGCGAAAAUGUUCCUGGAAGCUGUAGAAAUCAAGGUGAAGGAAGUGAGGCAACAAAUGAUCCUGCUUUACCCAGACUCAACAGUGGAAGAAUGGAUUUCACAGCAUGUCACUCCAGUGUUGAAGCCACUACAGGAUUUACUGAUGGACAUUCACACUGCCCUGGAGGACAUGGGACUGUCUGUUAGUGACACUGCAGCUCUGUAGAGUGGACAUUGAGUUUUUCCUGAAUUAAAGCUUGAAUGUAGAGCUAAAUGUAAAGAAAAACACAAUGAAAUGCUUGUUUUUCUGCUCAAUGUUUUUUUGUAGAAUAUGUUAAUAAAUUUGUAUAUUAAAAGGCCUAAAUCCUCA